AUGUUGCCUACCUGGGUGACAUCCGCGGCGGCAGCCGGUUUCAUACUCUUGUCAUCUGGCAUCAUUGGCGGUGCCGAUGCGUCCCACUCUGGACUGCGCAUGCCCGCCUCGCCUAAGUACAAAAGCCGCAGCGGCAACUGCCCGACGUCGUGCGCCCUUGUCGGGCCCGACCCCGCUAACUGGCCCGUCUACAAGAACACGGCACAGCUAGACAAGUGCACAGAGACCAUUUUCUACCACAUGUCACUCUCUGACAAUGUUGAUGACAGUACAUUGUCUCACCGCAUCUACGCUUGUGCCUCGUACGGUUCUUUCAAGGCGACCGGUGCAGCGUCUUCGACUAUGCGUGUGAAGCAGACGCUCGACAACGCCACGUUCACGGUGGGCCACUGGGAUGAGAUUACGCCGGCCGGUGCCGACUUGCGCGAUUUGUCUAAGCAGGUCCGCCGUUUCUUGACCUCGGGCUUUAUGGCCACCCCCGGCAACAGCUCCUCGUCGUAUGCCACAGCGGGCAACCAGCCUCAGGUCCUGUUUGCGCAGACCAGUGGCGGCACCGUCGGUCUCUACGUCGGCAAGGCUAUCCAAAGCCUAUCAUCCGUUACGGGCGCCCUCAAGUCGCUCGAACAGUCACUAACCGCUACGAACGAGACCACCGGCACAGUGGCGCUUGAGCUGUGUGGCACACACUACGAUGCCGACCACAUUAUUGGCUUUAUGGCCACCAGCAAUACUUCUUUUGUGCCGGUCCAACAGGUUCUCCAGUCGUGGUCUAAGGCAUCCUGUAUCGACUACAACUCGACGCAAACGUUCAUCAGCCCUGUCUCAUUUACAACACCGUUGGCUAUUCCUACCACGAACUCUACGAGUACAUCCAACGGCACCGUGGUGGCGCGCGAUUUGCACGGCCACAGCCACCACCAUAGCCGCUCGCCCCAUGCGCAUACCUUCCUGACGCCCCGUGCCGACUGCACAACCGUUCAGGUUGUGUACGGUGACACAUGUGGCACACUAGCCACCAAGUGCGGGAUCUCGGCUGCCGACUUUACCAAGUACAACCCCAGCUCAACACUAUGUUCAAAGCUAGCACCUGGCCAGCACGUUUGUUGCUCGUCCGGUACGCUGCCCUCGUUUGCGCCUAAGCCUAACAGCGACGGCUCAUGUUAUAGUUAUACCGUUGUGGCCAACGAUAACUGUGCUGACCUGGCGGCCGCUUACGACCUGACCAACGAUUUAAUUGAGAGUUUCAAUAACGAGACCUGGGGCUGGCAGGGCUGCGGUAAUGUGCUCCUUGGUGCCGUUAUUUGCCUGAGUAGGGGCUCGCCUCCGAUGCCUGCUGCUAUCGCUAACGCCGAGUGCGGUCCCCAAAAGCCUGGUACGGUGGUGGGUCCCGGCGGCACUUACAACCUGUCUGGUCUUAACCCUUGCCCGCUUAACGCCUGCUGUGACAUAUGGGGCGAGUGUGGUAUCACUGAGGAGUUUUGCGUUGACACGUCUCUGGGCCCCCCGGGUACGGCAAAGAAAGGCACCAACGGUUGUAUUUCUAAUUGUGGUACCGACGUGAUUUCAGGCGACGCGCCCAUUAGUCCUAUUAACCUAGCCUACUUCGAAGGUUACGGUAUGGACCGCCCCUGCCUGUAUCAGGAUAUUUCGCAGUUGAGCACGGCCUAUACCCACGUCCAUUUUGCCUUUGCCACGCUUGAUCCUUCUACUUAUGCCGUCUCCGUCGGCUCCGCCGCGAGUACCUACGAGUUCGAUCGUUUUACGCGUCUUGGUAAUAGCUUCCACCGUGUGUUAACCGUCGGAGGCUGGAGCUUUUCUACGGAUCCUAGUACUUACAGUAUUUUCCGUAACGGCGUUACGGCCGUUAACCGCGUGGCUAUGGCGACAGCUAUUGCCAACUUCGUUAAGGACAACGAAUUAGAUGGUAUUGAUAUCGACUGGGAAUAUCCUGGUGCACCGGAUAUCCCUGGAAUCCCCGCUGCUAGUACCGACGAUGGCGCCAACUACUUGGCCUUUUUAGUGGUCUUGAAGAACCUACUACCGGGUAAGACCGUUAGUAUCGCCGCUCCUUCGUCUUACUGGUACCUUAAGGGCUUCCCUAUUAAGAAGAUUAGCGAGGUUGUCGACUAUAUUGUCUACAUGACCUAUGAUCUACACGGCCAGUGGGACAGUGGUAACUCUUACUCGCAAGAAGGAUGUCCUACCGGCAACUGCCUCCGGUCGCACGUUAACUUGACCGAGACCAUGACAUCGUUGGCCAUGAUUACCAAGGCUGGUGUGCCGUCGGGCAAGGUUGUCGUCGGUGUCACUAGCUACGGCCGUUCGUUUGGCAUGACCGACCCUGGCUGUUACACCCCCGAGUGUACUUUUGGUGGAGGUGCGGCCGGCUCCACGGCCACUCAGGGCCCUUGCACGGGCACUGGAGGCUACUUGGCUGACGCAGAGAUUACGGAUAUUAUGGAAGGCACCAAUAGUACCAGCAAUGAGAAGCGCCGUCGCCGCCGUGACUCUACAGCGCUGUCAAGUCGUGUUAACCAGUACUAUUACGACAAAGACAGUGACAGUCAAAUCCUGGUGUUUGACGACAACCAGUGGGUUUCGUUUAUGACGGCCGACAUCUUAGCUUCACGCACUGCGAAAUAUAAGAGCCUGGGGUUGGGCGGCACUACCAAUUGGGCCAGUGACCUGCAGACAUUCAACGAGGUACCAGGCAAUAUGCCCAACUGGGACGCAUUUAUACUGGCCGUCAAGACCGGUCUCGACCCGAUGUCCGAACUGUCCGUUGAUCCUACGCAAAUAUCGGGCAACUGGACCAAGCUGAGCUGCACGGACCCGGCCGUCGUUGACGUGCGAAACCUGACAUCCGAGGAGCGCUGGGACCGAUUGGGCUGCACGGACGCCUGGAACGACGUUAUUAACGUAUGGAAGACAACCGACAUUAACAACGGCAUGUACCUCAGUGCGUCAAUUUCGGCGUCUAUCAACGGCCCCGAAAACUCGAACUGCGGCUCGCUCGCUGCCACAAGCAACUGCGACCGUAUUCUGUUGUGCAAGGACGUUGAGAAUACCCAAGGCUCAGGCCCCGCAGCGUACGAGAUCUGGAACUCGCUCGUUUACGUCCACGAGAUAUACGAGACGUUCCACAGCACCAUUAUUCAGGCGGCCGCGCUGUCACUAAAUCCGGCAUUGGACCAUUUUGAGAACACUUUUGCGCCCGUGACGCCGCCCGACACCGAAUGGCUCGAUCUUCUGCUGGCAUUUGUGAACUUGGCUGGAACCAUUGUGGUGUCGAGCUUUUUCAAUAGUAUUCUGAAAGCACUUCCGUUCUUCAAAGCUAACGGUGUCCAAUACGACAACUACAAGGACGCCGGCAAGGCCCUGGUCAGCUUCGGCGUGUCGGUUACAGGCACCUAUGUGAGCGGUAGCCAGAGUUCGUGGACGCCGGCCUCGCAGACGUCCUUCUCUAACUACCUCGGCCAGUUCGUCGACAUUUGGGCCAACUCCACUGAGCAGCAACUAUCAAACAUCUUUAGCGGCCAGCCUAACACGCUGCCGAUCCUGGCUAGUCUUAUCGACAAGGGCCAGAUGAUUGAGGGCGCCACCGGCUCCGACAGUGCGGCUGAUACAAAACCUGACGUCGGUAUAUCGGACGCCACUACCACUUCUGUGGAGGCGAGUAUUAAACGAUCCUUCUAUGCUUUUGCCAUUCCUGCCGUGUGGCGCGCCUCGGGAACAGGUGCUUUCAUUCUGGACACGGGCGCCGACUGCAGCGACUUGAAUGUGGCCCACCAAUACGUUGAUCCGUCCAUCCAGAAGCAGGCCAUGGGUUGCAUCGACAACCACCUUUACUUUUUGGUCUUCCCUGAUGGUAAAUCCCCUGACUCCUGUAAUCUUGAGGACUGUCGGGACGAUGGCUUUUCCCUGCCAGCCGGAGUCGACAUGCUCGAUGGCUCGUCGUGGGGCGGCGUGACGGUAGCUGAUAUCGUUAACGGGUCCCUCCGCACGUAUAUAGCAAACGGUCACAAGAACGGCGGCUACAGCGCUGACCCCUCGGACACGUCCACUAUGAAUAGCCUGUAUGACCAGGACAUUACCACGCCCGGUUACAUCAGCCUUCCAGUCUGCUCGGGCCAGACUGCUUUCCGGACCUGGCAAGUGCACAGUGACCGCUCGCUCGAUAACUGGCCCUGCUACUUAACGCCACAGAGGGGCGCCUGCGAGUCGUCGAGUUUCAUCGACCAGACCUCAGACGCGUCGCCCUCGGUCGACGACUGCAUGCACCUUGUCAACAACAUUAUCGGCACAGACGGUGAAUGGUACAAAGAUACGGCUGGUUUAGCGCAGCACUGGGUGGCGGGGUAUGGAAGCUGCAAUUUCGGAAUCCAGGCCACCGAUCUACACGGCAACAUCAACUUCCAUAUUACGGCGCAGGACAUUGUGGAUAUUAUCACCGACUCCGUGAAGCUCUUUGGCGGUAGCGGCAAGGUGGGCGCGAAGGGCUAUAUGGACUGCGACGGCAACGUCAACUCGCAGGAUGUGCUAUGGGGCCUAUACUAA
Molecule: messenger RNA, 4557 nt
Organism: Sporothrix brasiliensis 5110
Lineage: Eukaryota; Fungi; Ascomycota; Sordariomycetes; Ophiostomatales; Ophiostomataceae
Exons: 1
Coding region: 1-4557 (1518 amino acids)
Biological process (GO): carbohydrate metabolic process
Molecular function (GO): hydrolase activity, hydrolyzing O-glycosyl compounds; chitin binding
Source: RefSeq, a predicted model, not a curated record